Adineta steineri is the source of this 1512-nucleotide messenger RNA. The record is from the annotation of a GenBank genome assembly. Lineage: Eukaryota; Metazoa; Rotifera; Eurotatoria; Adinetida; Adinetidae.
AUGUCAUCAUCUCGUUCGAAUUGUUUAUAUCGAAAUCGAAUUCGUUCUUUAAUAAGUCAUCGACCAAUUCGUUCUAUUGAACAAUUAUCAUUACAUUCAUGUUUAAAUCAUAUUCGUCCUUAUUGCUCAUUAUCAACAUCAGCAAUUAUCAACGAAAUAUGUCUUCGACGUUUACUUAAAUCUAAUUAUUUAUGUCAAUUUCAAGAAUCUGAUCAAACAUCUGAAUAUAAAUUAUUACCAAAUAAAUCAACAUUUAUUCUUGGUCAUUAUAUGUUAACAUUACAAUUAAAUACACUUCAUCUAUAUGUAAUUGAUAAAAAUCGUUUGAUUUUAAUUGGUGAAGAUUUAUGUACAGUAAAAAUUGUUUUUAUUGGCAUAUGUACAUACAGUGAUUUUGAACGAAGAAAUAAUUCGAAACAAGAUGGUUUUAUUUUAAUGACAGCUGAUCAACGUUUAUUUUUAUAUGAUUUUAAGUUAAAAUCACGUAUGCCACCAACUGGUAUAUGUUUUCAAUGUGAAAUUCCAGUAAAAUUUCUUGAAAAAUCAUUUGAAUAUCAUGAACAAAAUCAUAUGAUAUCAAUACAUACACGUUAUAAACAACGUGCACAUCUUUUUAUUUUAUUAAGAAUCUGGCCACGAUGGCUAAGUUAUGCAUUUUUAAUUGAACCUCAUAUAUUUGGUUCAGAUCUUAAACAAGCAGCUAUCACACAUGAAUUACUUAUCGUGCAAAAUCAACGAAAUUGUUGCAAUCUAUAUUCACUUCAUACUAUUCUCGAUGAAUAUACAAUAAAAUCUCAUUCAUUAUCAGAUCAUCCAAAUGAAUUAUUACCAAUCAAUGUUUUAAUAAAUUCUUGUCCACCAUGUUUAUUUACAUUUAAUUGUGAGCGUCCAUUAUUUGAUUAUGCUUUUUGUAGUACACAACAUUUUCUUACACGAAUUAACGAAGAUUAUUUCGUUUUUCAUAUUAAUAAUGAUUCUUUACCGGUUUCUAAUGGGCAUUUAAAACGAUCAUGGACUGAUAAUUUAUCUCCAAAUAGUCAAGUUUAUUUUAUUGAUACAAAUAAUAAUCAUGAUUGUAUUAUCGAUAUUCGAGAAUCUAUUGUACAUGUUUGGCAAUUAAUUCAUGAUGAAUCAACUAAUAUUAAACAUUUAUAUACAAUUGAUGAUGGAAUAGCUACAGUAGGAUUAUCAAAUGAACGACAUAUAACACGUUAUGGACGACAAACAACACCUCAACAAGUUUUAGAUUUAUCAUCAACGGUUUUAACUGAUCAUUAUUUUGAUACUUAUAAUAAUUUAUUAACAUUACUUUUCGAAUCUGAAGUAUCUGACAUAGCAAUAAUACGUCUUGUUGAACAUCCUAUUGGUGUUUGUCGUCAAGAUAUUAAUUUUAAAAAGAAUAAUAAGCAUAAUCAAUUAAAAAUUAUGCAUGAACAUGAUAAAUUAAUUGUACAAGAACUGAGUUGUCAUACAGUUAUACUUCGAAUAUUUACAUUGCAACGAUCUAGAUGA